AUGGAGAAUCAGAUAUUGCUUGAUAUAAGAUCAGUAAUAGACAGUGGACUUGUAACUGAAAUAUUUACUCAAAAUAAUCCUGUUAGUUCUGAAAACUUUCAUCUGGAAACUGCAGUAAUUAAUAAUCCCAUUGAAGAAGGAUUGCUAUCUAGCCAAGACAAUCAUUUAUGCACUGUAAAUGUGGGAGAGACCUUGUUAGAUCACUUCAAGUGUCCACUUACCAUUGAAAAUCAAAAUACAAUAGUAAAAGUUGAAGUACAUCCACAUGGAAACAACAGCUGUGAUGAUGAAGAUCUUGAAAAAUACAAGGAAUUAAAUCUUCCAGAAGCAGCUGAACGUAUGCAUUCACCUUAUCUGCCUUCAAAUGGUGUCCACUUUCUUUCUUCUGUAGCAAUGCAGCACAAAAAUUGCAGUGUUCCAACUUCAAGCAUUUUCUCUCCAGAAGGAACAGUCAAUCAAAAUGUCAGAAUGAUGCCAGUGUUCAGAUCAUUUAUACCUCCAGUUGCAGAAUCUUCCAGUGAUAUCUGUGGCUUACCUCAGACUAGUUCUUCUGUCUGUGAUGAAAUAGUUAUCUGUCAGUUGGAAGGAGGUACUCAAAUACUCUGUAUAAACAGUUGUGGCACACAAGGACUAAAACCAGUUCAUCUAGUUCCUGAGUAUCAUGACCAACAUAAUUAUGUUCAAUCAGAUGUGGACAACCCUGUGACAGGUGUACUGGGGCAGGUUUUGCCUGUUCCAGGUGAACUGGUUCUGAAUGAACAAGAGUUUGAAAAUGGAACCUUACAACCAGUAGCUAGUUCUGCCACAUUCCAUCUAGAAACAAAUCUGCACGGGCCAGUGAAAAUGAACUCAGAGGGCCUAUCUUUUGGUUCAGGGGUUACAAAGUCUAAGAAACCAUGUAACUGCACAAAAUCUCAGUGUCUUAAAUUAUAUUGUGAUUGUUUUGCCAAUGGUGAUUUUUGCAACAACUGCAACUGCAAUAAUUGUUACAACAAUCAACUUCAUGAAACUGAGCGAUUUAAAGCCAUUAAGGCCUGUCUUGAUAGAAACCCAGAAGCUUUCUUACCAAAGAUUGGGAAAAGAAAACUAGGAGAAAUUAAACCUCACCAUAACAAAGGAUGUAAUUGCAAGCGCUCGGGAUGCCUCAAGAAUUACUGUGAGUGCUUUGAGGCUAAAAUUAUGUGUUCCUCUAUUUGCAAAUGCAUUGGUUGCAAAAAUUAUGAAGAAAGUCCAGAUGAAAAAAAACAGUUCAAUGUGCUAAACUACAUGGACAUUGGAAAUGAUGAAGGAAAUAGCCCAGUUUUAACAUCAACAUUUGAAGAGUUACCAAAAUUGAAGACAGACAGGGAACCAGCUGUAUGUAUAUCUUGGGAAGAAGUGAAAGCAGUAUGUGCUUGUCUCCUGAUGCAAGCUGAAGAGGCAGAAAAAAGAGGUUACUCUGUUUGUCUAGCUGAGCGGAUGAUCAUGGAGGAAUUUGGGAGAUGUUUAUCUCAGAUCCUACAUGCAUAAUUAAAACCUAAAGGACUGAAAGUUGAAUAAUGUUCAAUGUGUCAUAAAGCAAAUAAGUAUUAAUGUUUAUAUGUUGCCAUAGUCUCAACAAUUUUGGUACUUAAUGAUCUUACUUUGAUCUUUCAUAGGAAUAAUUUCAUUUACUUCAGUUGAAUUCUUUCUGAAUUAUGCUGGUGUAAGUGAAACCAGCACCCCAUCCAGCAUUUUUCUGAGUAACUUAAUACUGUAGAAAGCUUAUUAGAUUUUGUACUAAAACAGAUUUUCUCUGUAGUUAGGGCUUUCUGAGCCCAUUCUUCAGUCUUUACCUAGAUUCUUAUUAAAAGCAAGUUUAACUUAAAAUUACUUUAUUGGAUGUUUAUGUGAGUGGAGAUGCAGUAAAAACUGAGUAAGCAUUUGCUAUCUUAGUUUGGUUAUUUUAUGAAUUGUGAAAAAAUUCCUUUUCCAGUGGUAGUGGGCAAAUCUACUAAGUUUAGCUUUGGUUCUUCUCUGUUUUGGCAACUUACUUCUGCUGUCUGUGGAUGUACUAUUUUUGGAAAACAGCGCAAUGUUGUCAGUAGGUUUGGUACUUACUGUUGGAAAAAAACCCCAUGCUAGACUUUGUUCAACAUUAGAUUUUUUAGACAGAUUAGCCUCAUAAAGAAUAGGAGGAAGAUGACCUCCUUUUUACCCCUAUUAUAAAGUACAUAGUUUAUGAUGGGAAAAUCUUUUAUGUACAUAGCAUUUAGGAUUGAAAUUUGUGGAAUCCUACAUUUGCAAUCCAGUUUCCCUUAAAGCUUGGAAUAGCUUUUAUUUAAUUACUCAUUUUUCUUAUUCUCUGUGACAUUUCUUCCUCUUCUCAUUCUUACUGUUGGGAUAAUAGUAGAUUUUAUUUUCUCUCACAGGAGUAAGCUAUUUGCUGCCAUGUUUCUGGAAAAGAAAAAAAAUUAAAAAUUGUCAUCUAAAUGAGUUGACAGAUAUAUAAAUAUUAAUGCUUUUCAGU
Molecule: messenger RNA, 2488 nt
Organism: Harpia harpyja (harpy eagle)
Lineage: Eukaryota; Metazoa; Chordata; Aves; Accipitriformes; Accipitridae
Gene: TESMIN
Product: testis expressed metallothionein like protein
Exons: 11
Biological process (GO): regulation of DNA-templated transcription
Cellular component (GO): nucleus
Source: RefSeq, a predicted model, not a curated record